GAUAGAAAAAGUUUAUGGAAUAAACUGAGUCCCUACGGCAACCCCAACCCCACUCAAACCAAAUUCAACAGCGAAACAAGCUAUUCAAAGUCCAGAGACUGCAAACAGAAUUUAUGUAUAUUUGACAAUAGCUUUAAGGGGAAGCCUUUGGACGCAUGGCUGGGUCCUGGCCAGCCCAAGCCGUAAGGACUCGGCAGGGAUGAUGGGGAUUUUGUCAAACUUGGAACCAUAUCCAUGUCCCAGCUCUGGCACCUUGAAGGCCCAAGGGGGCAGAGACCUGAAUGCCAGGAAACUAAGUGCAAUUACCAGAAACCAAGGGAUCGGCAGCCACCGCACUGUCUGGGGACAGGCCCGAGUCCUCGUCCCCAUGCCAGAUGCCUCCCCAGGCCGCAGUGUGUGUGUCCAGCUGGACCCGGGUGGGUGCCAUCUCUGCCCUGUGUACAUAAAUCUCCACGAACCGUGCUGUGUUCGUCCUGGAGUUUGUCUGCCGGAGCGACUUGCAAGUGUCCUUGUAAUGUGAACCCCAGUUCAAGUCCUGGUCAGCAAAACCUCUGAAUCUGUGCACAGCUGGAUUUAGCAGCUGGCAGCCAGAGAGAGAGGGCAGGACUCUGAGGAGGGGCUGGAGCCUUGCCCAUCAUGGAGAAGCUGACCUCAGGGACCCCAGAUUUCUGAAGGUAGGCCGAGGACUCUGUCACUCUUGUGGGUGUGACACAGCAAAAGUCCCAGAGCAUGACUGUCCCUGGGACCAGGUGGACUGAGGACUGAUAGAGCAGAUAUGACCACCAACCAGGCCACACUUGGGCCUGCAUUGCAUCUUGAUCGUAAUUUGCAAGGGGCUGCCAAGGAAGAGACACUGAAGCACCUGCAGGAACUAGGUUAUUUCCACGGUGGUCCCGAGACCAGGUCCUGCUCUCACCACUGCGGGGGGGAAGUGAGAUCUUCCUGCCUUGGGAGGCCACCCCUGGAUGGAGCCGGGAGAGCUGUCAGGGUGUUGGAGGCCUCUGGAGAGUGGAUGGAGUGGAACAGCCACAGAGAGCUGGACGCAGCUGGGGACGGUCAGCCCAGGAGGAAAUUCCCCAAGUUCCUUUCUGAUGAUGUUCCUGUUGUUAUUCUAGGCUGGAGGGGGUGGAGGCAUCUCCAGAAGAAGCCACCUGCUCACAGGAUGCCUCUCCCAAAUUUCUGCACGGGAAGAUAUUUGGAAUUAGAAUAGACGAAGUGAAAUAGAAGACUGAAUGUGACGAGGAGGCUGGCUGUGUCUGCAUGGGAAGAGCCGGCUGAGGGCCAGGCCGGGCCAUCCUCAGCUGGCUGCAGGUGGACGGGCUCAGGCCCUGCUCAUCAGGUGGAAGGAGCAGUUCUGUGGUCUCUGGUGAGAAGGACCUUUGGACAAAAGGGAAAUUACUGAAUUUUAGGCAGUUGAGGGAACUCAUGGGGUGAAGGCGACAGAGGAGCUAGAAGUUCUCAGAAGGCCAGAUCCACGGAUGGAGAAGGACACAGUACCCUGCACAGAAGGGGCCCUGCCAGCUGGGGAGGGCUGCUCACACCACAUCCCAGGAUCCAUCUCUAAGCAGACAUGCACCAGGAUGGCCCAGUAUUACCCAUUCUCUUUUGAAGUCAAAACCCCAAAGCACCCACUGGCUCAGCCUCUGUGACUUACCAACACUUGGUGAUGAAAUACAAACAAACUGAUGUCGGUUGAAAACACAGGCAUCCUAGCAGCCUAGGGGGCGAUGGGAGUGUGGGAUCACACAGUGAGUGAAAACAAAGGCACGCUUACUCUUUCUGGCCGGGAAGCACAAGAGGCGUUGCUGUGCUAACUUCUGCGGGCAGAAGUCUAGGGGCACCCAUGGGUCUCUGGAAUGUCGGUCCAGCACCCUUGCAGCCGCUGCAGGAGUGCGGUCCUCAUGCCUGCCUGUCCCCGUCCUUCAGCGGAUGAAGGGCAGUGUCUGUGUCUGCUGGGCUCUCCCUCUCAGAUCAUGCGACUGAAAUGGCCUUGGCUUUGAUGUCAGACCCAUUUGUCCCUGCCAGCCCGGCCUCUUCCUGCUACGUUGCACUGGCAAUGUCCUUGCCGCUCUGAGGAAUGGUAGUGAUAGUUCCCAUGCAUGGCCUUGGGAGAGGUCUGAGCUGGACGGUUAGACCCGCAGGCUCCCACAGGCCACCGUGGCUGCUGGUGGGAGACAUAGCAUCUGCUGUUCUCUCCUUGGGAGUUGUCCUCGGAGGAGUACAUACGGCCGGCCCGGGGCCAGGACCCGUUCUCUUUGGCCCUCCGAGAGGCGGCGCAGGAGGAAGCAUGAGGCUCACACUGGCAGGCAUUUCAUCUCAAGUGAUUUUUCUGCAACUUUUUAUUGCUUUAUGUGAGUUCUGGCAUGCUGACUUGUAAAACGAGAGGCUUUCAUUCAUAUUGUAUGACGCUUGUGCAGAUGAAACCCAAGUCACCCACUCAUGAAUAAUCCACCUGUUCUUGCCCUUCUCAAAGGAUAUUUUCCUGAACAAUCUGAAGUCACAAACACCACCUUGAAAUCUCCAGGAAGUCAAUGUUGCAAACUCACUUAAUUUUAUUAUUAAGUCUUGCCCCAUGAAAUAUUUCUGAGAUGGAGCCAACAGCUAAGGGACAGACUGAGAAGAGUUUCAGCUACGUCAUCAGAGCCCCCAGCAGUGAGGGGUUGGACACAAUGAACAUUGAUGUGAAGAUUGACACAUCCUGGAUAUUCCAGGACAUGGAAGAUAGUGCUGAGGAGUGGGAAUGUCUUCAGGAGGAAGCAGCUGGUCGCCCAGACGUGGAUAUGGGGGUGCUCAGGAGGCAGCUGGAGUCCUCCGAGCAGAAGCUGUCGGCAGCGGAGGACAAGUACGUGACAUCAGAGUCCGGGAUGAGAAGCAGAAUGCAGGAGCUGGAGCUGUCAGAGAGGAAACUCCUCCGGAAGGUGGACCAGCUGAGCACCCACGUGGCCCAGGAGAGAAGCGCCUGGCUCCAGGCCCAGGAGAAGCUGGCGGCGCUGCAGGGGGAGCUGGCCAGCCAGAUCCGGGAGAAGGAGAGCGUGGCCAGGCGGCAGCAGUGGCGGCUGCGGCGGUUGCAGGAGCGGUUGCGGCGCAAGGACGAGGCACUGGGGCAGCAGGCGGCGGCCCUGGAGCGCUGCCGGCGGACCCAGCAGCGCCAGCUGGGCCUGGUGCGCGAGCAGGAGCGCGUCCUGCGUGCGCAGGUGCAGCGGCUGGAGCGCGACGUGCGGCGCCUCUGCCGCGCCGCGGGCUUCCUCCUGGCCCAGUGGGACACCGCGGCCCCGGGCUCCCAGGGCGCCACCGGGGCGGCCGCGGAACUGCGCGCCCUGCAGGCGAGGGCAGAGCGCAGCGAGCGCGAGCGGGAGGAGGCGGCGCACAGGCUGCAGGAGCACAGGGCCACUGAGCGCCAGCUCCGCGGGCAGCUGGAGGAGCUGCGCUGCUGCAUCUAUGGGCUGAAGCUGUCAGAGAUCGGCCUGCAGGGCCAGGUGGAGGACCUCGCCCAGCAGAACCAGUGCCUGCGAGAGGAGUUGGAAGCUCAGGCCCCUAUUGGUCACUGCAGCCUGGACGCUCUGGGCUGUGUUCAGGGUGACUCACUGCCCCUGCCCAGGGAGGAGGCCCUGGACCCCUGCAGAAGUCAAGACUGGCAGAGCUCCCUGCGGUCCGAUGAUGCCCCCGGACAAAGGGCCCCAGCAGGCCAGUCCCCGGAGGGGCCCUGCACCUGGAGCUGCAUCAGGCCUGGACGGGCCUCUUCUGUUUUGGCUCCAGGCCCAGAGACCACAAGCGAGCUCCCCGGAGACUUGGCGGGAUCCAACCGUGAACAGCUUACUCUGGCAGAGCCCAGCUUGGAUGAACAGAUUCUUCUCCUGGUCUGUGGCUGCCCCCCAGGGGAGUGCUUGGAUGAGUCACUCCUCCCCAUGGACCUGGCCCGGAUUUCAGAGAGUCUAGCGGCUGACCCGGCUGCAGAGGCCUCUCUCCUGGUGCAGACGUCCGCACUCCCUCUCUGGGAGCCGGCUGGGGACUCCACUUCCUGGCCACCACUGCUGCUCCAGGAGGUUCCCUCAGACGGACAACAAACCCAAGAAGAGUUGGUCACCAGGUCCCCGCCUCCUCCCAAAGCCACAGGACACCCCAGCUGGGAUUGUCACCAGGCAAGAGGCCGCAGAGCCUCCCUCUCCCACGAGGACCCCCAUGUUUCAAAUCAACGAUUUCCAAAAAAACACCCCAGGGAUCUGAAAGACACUUGGAACAAUGGAGGAGGAAGCCUAGUGGGGAGAACUGAAGACGGGGAGGCAAGGGGGACUUUGGGCAGGAAUGCGAAAAUCCUUGGUGACAAGCACCAGCUGAGUCAGGAAAGCCGUCAGAACCUGAGCUUGGAGAAUGGGGCUGGAGCCGCAGAGGACGUGCAGGGCCAGAAUGGGGCUUCAGAGACUAAGGCCGCCGCCUGCCGCCCUGGGCCCUGGCAGAAGUUUUUGAUGCCUCUUCUACGGGGGGAGGCCUCAGUAUCAAAGGAGGGUCCCGAAUCCCUGAGAAGGAGGGAAAGGGUGGAAGGAUAUGUCUGGGGUCUCCGAGGAGGACUGUCAUCAGAGAAGGAGGAAGCAGCGCCCCUAGCCACCUUCUCCAGGGCUCACGAGACCACAGAGCCGUGGCCAACAGACAGUCCGCUCAUUGCAGGGAGAGGCAGAGCCAUUGGGAGGACAGCCAGGGGCAAGGAGGAAAACCAAGUGUGGCUUGGAAAUGCUCCGCUUCUGCCAGGAGAAAGCCUGGAGGACAAAGGGCUAGAGGAGGAGGAGGAGGUGCCACAUCAAGAAGCGUCCAGUCCGGGAUGCAGGCGUGCCCCCGAGGAGCCUGACUCCCAGGAACAUGACAGCAAGGAAAUGCUUUUUUUCGUGGGAGAGACAGGUUUGCCACUGUUUCCCAGAUUUGCCUUACCAGCUGACGGGGGCGAGCCCACUGGUCAUGGUCAUCCACAGGCUGUGAGCAAAGGACACGACAGGUGUGCACUCACAAUUGAUGAGCUUGCACAGGCGGUGGAGGCUUGUUUCCAGCAGCUGUCCGCCCUGCAGCCGGGCAGCAGGGGCUGGCAGCGCUCAGCCUCUGCGUGUGGGGGAGAGAACUGGAGCUUUGCUCGGAAGUGGCACAGUGGCGGGGACAGAGCUCACUCUCAGCAGGUUUGGGGAAAUCAGGGUAUUUGUUCCGACGAAGAAGCAAAGCCUAAAGAGAGUGGUGAAGGUGAUAAGCCGGGAAAGACCACGGCCCUGGGCACCAGCGAAGUUCCUGAUAACCCAGGGACACUGCCUGAUUGGGCUGAAGCCAGCCCAAACCCUCCACAGGGGCCUGCUGAGCCCUGGGGUGCCCUCGAGAGAGUGAGGAGCAGGUUUCGUCAGCUCAUUUCUGGAUUGAAGAAACAGAGAAGCCAGAUUUUACACGACAACACCAAACUUCACGGAGACCAAGAGAGGUUCCAUGAAAGAGUGUGCGCCCUUGAAAGAGAGAGAGAGAGAGAGGUGACAAAAAUAUCCAGGCUCCAGCGGGAUAACCGCAGGCUGGUAGAGGACAUCUCUCAGUUAAAGAAAGAACUGGACCAAUAUUUACAGGCCAUCUCUGACCUUGAAGACUGCAAUGGGAAGAGUUAUGGCAAAAUUUUGGACCUUGAAGAGGAAAAUGAAAAACUGAAAGGGAAUCUGGGCCAACUCCAGAAAGUCAUGUCUGAGAGUGUCAGGAAAUCCAAAGACACGAUGGAGCAAGUCACCCUGGAAAACUGGAAGCUCCAGACGCUGAUCUUGAAGCUUGGCGUCAGUUAUAAAGGGCUGAUAAAGGAUAUCGUGCUAGGAAUAGAAGACAUGAUCCGGGCCUUAAGCGGGGAGAACGAGCACCUUCUACGCAGGGUCCAUGUCCUGGAGAGGGAAGUCACCUUGCAGAGGAGCAUGGAUCAGGGGCGUUUAGUUAGGGGAAGGGAGCACCUCCAGGGAAAAGCCAAGAUGCAUGCUGUAGACAAAGAGGUGCAGGUGACUCCACUCACAGGACAGCUGCUUUCAAGAGCUUGUGGACCAGCCUUGGAGGAGGAAACGAGUCUGGUUGCAGGGCAGACAGGACCUUCCACAGGCAUCGGGAAUUCCAGACGCGGUGCUGAUUCUCCCCCUCCAUCACUGGUCUGGAGAAACGCUGGUGGAGCCAAUGCCCUGCAAGAUGUCGGCGGAGCAAGAGUGAAAGAAGCACAUUUGGAGAAAGAGGAGAAGAGGCCCAGGUGUUCUGAGGCUCAGGGGCAAGCUCUGAGGUCCCCCAGCAACGGCCCCGCGCUCCAGGACUCAGAGGCCGAGGUUACUGAGGAGGAUCCCAGGGUGCGCGCCCAGCAGCUCCAUCACCGGGUGCUGACCCUGCAGUGCCAGCUCAGGGACCAGGCUGCUGCCCACCAGGCGUCUCUGGACGAGGCCACCCGCCUCCAGGAGGAGCUCCAGGCCAAGCUUGAAGAACUUCAGAAAAAGCAACAUGAAGCAAAGUUGGCGGUGACUCCCCUGAAGGCCAAGAUAGCUUCCCUGGUCCAGAAGUGCCGGGAGAGGAACCGCCUGAUCACCCACCUGCUGCAGGAGCUGCACAGACAUGGGCUGGGGAACCUCCUGCUCUCCGAGCUGGCACAGAACAUGCUCAACGACGUGGCACUGGCUGAGUACGCGGCCGCCUUCCUGGCUCCGGAAGUCCCAGAGACAAGCCACCACCCGGACGUCAAGUCUGAGAUGACGGCAGCUUUAAGAGCUCAGACAUACCUCUUGAAUCCUGAAAUGGACAGUGUCCUCCAAAGCUCAUUGUCUUCAGAGUCCCGGCCUGUUCCCGAGCCGGAGUGGCCAGCACAGACAGCCCAGCUGGAUUCUCUGAAGCUCCCUCUGUCCUUGGUGUCCACACUUGAUCCUGGAACGUGCCUGGCAGCAGUCACUGUGGAACCGGGACUCCCCACGCAACGUCUGCAAGAAAAAGGUGGAAUGCCCUGUCCUGCCCUCCAAGUCGAUAACGUCUCAGCACCCUCCGAGCUCCUGAGCCCAGCGAGGAUCCUGGCUUUUCACCAAGAGCUUAGACAAAGCAUUUGCAGCAAUUCCCAGGUCCAUAAAUCACCACUGGAGUUAUAAAUGUAAUAGGGCCACUCAUUCUCCGGAGCCAUUUCAUAGACUCCAUAAAUAUUUGAAGCAGAACCUUCAGAGAGUGCUUUAAGAAAUUGGUAGCAAUCAAAGCCCUCAUUUAGUGGCAAGUGGUUUUGUCUUCGGCUUUGGGAUUUUGUGUUCAUUGUCAGAGUUUGAGAGAAAUGCUGGCCUGUGCCUGGCAAAUUCUGAGGAGUCUGGCUUUGGCUAUGUCAAGUCAGCAUAGGAAAUAUUUACUGUACCAAAACCUAUUGAAUGAUUGGUCCAGAGGUUCUCAACUGGGAGCAGUUUUAGCCCCCCAGGGAAAAUCUGGCCAUGUCUGGAGACAUUUUUGGUUGUCACAGCUGGGACGCUGCUACUGGCAUCUGGUGGGUAGAGGCCAGAGAUGCUAUGAAACAUCCUACAAUACCCAGGCCAGCCUCCUACAUCAAAGAAUUACAGCCCAAGGGUCGCCAAUGCUGAGGUCGAGAGCCGAGGACAGAUCUCACAGCUCCGAACAUGAUCAGCCAUGGAGAAUUGUUUUGUUAUUUUUUCUGCCCCCAGGGUCCUUCCCACGUUUUAAAAGAAUUUUUGUCUAGUAAGUGAAACACCUAAGUCAUUAUAUAUUUUACAUUUAAAAACGUUAAAACUAACCAGAACUUUCUAAUCAGUCCAUUCACUCCAAAAACGUCUAUUGAUAUCCACUGGAUGCCAGGCAAUGUGGCAUGAAGGAGAAGAGACAAGUCAAUGUUGAUCCUGGCGCCGGGGACCUCACAGGACAAUGGGAGAGAUACUCUUGUGAGUAAAUCAGCACGUACGCGAGUGUCACAUGUGCCCUGAAUGAUGGGAUGAAGGCAAGGGUCUGUUCUACUUGGCUUGGGAGAAUUGGAAGUCAGCCACGAAGGAAUGGCUGGGCAUCGUCCCGUGGGUGAGGUGGGAAGGGUGCUGCUGUAUGAGGGAACUCACGUGCAAAGGCCCUGAGGUAUAAAACUGAACUGUGGAUGUGCCCCUGGCGGGGAAGUGGGCAAAGCAUGCUCUUGUCAAGCCAGCUGCAAACAGUCCCAUCCAGCACCCCUUCCUUCCAUCGAGAAUAGAGACUCAUGCCCCGAAUCAGGUGGGCGACCCAGGAGAAGAGCACUUCUAUCCUGAGGGCAGCCCCCCAAAAAGAGAGUCUGGGGGCUUGGAUGACACACACCAGACCCUGACCCAGGCUCACCUACCAGAGAUGUCACUUCUCACUUUGGGAAGGGGCUGCGGAGGGGCUUAAGGGAAAGGCCAAAGCCGCUACCUGUCCAAUUCUGUCCUCUCCUGGAAGUGGCUGUCCCUUCAUGGAAGGACAAACAAGGACAGGGACAAGGAACUGAGGGCUCCCCAGGAAGUGUCAAAGUGCAUAGAUUUAUUUUAACAUAGUUUAGCUUUCUGUUUUGAAAUGAAAAUUACACAGAGUUCCCGUAGACUCUUCCCCGGGCUUCCCCUGAUGUUAACAUCUCAUGUGACUUAUGUUGUACAAUUAUAGAAACUAGUGGGUUUUAUUUCGAGGAAAAUUGGGGAGCCAUUGAGACGUUAAGAAACGCGGCCUCGGCACAUUGAGUUCCACCCUUUAAAUUCGUUUAUGGAGUUUCCUGAUGGGUUAGCACAUUCAUCCAUGUAUUCCUGGAUUGAUUUACCCACAGAUCUAUUUAUUUAUUCAAUAUGCAUUUAGUGACUGCUGGGCGAGUGUCUGGCUGGAUGCUGCUGGGGAAGAAGUAAAGAUGAUGCUGUCCACCUAGGUUUUCAGGGACCCCUCUGGAGACCCUGUGGCCCCGUUACCACCCCUCAAGGAUCCCCAGAUUGGAAACCACUGCGGUGAUCCCUGUGUCGGUUCCACCACCCUAGGGCUUCCCUACAAUUUCCAAGCAGGAAGUGACCUGCAGCACUGGUUUGGUGAUCCGCCUUCUGCCUCCCUCUGUAUUUUGGGGCAAUGUCAUUAGCUUUGAGCAUCAGGAACAUGACAGAGAGAGGACAGAAACCCGGUGCAGUCGAGGACAGCCAGCUGAGCCCUUGCUGAGCCAGCGCGUGGUGCCACCACAUCUGGUCUCCAGGACUCCCAGGAGCUCAGACAUCCGGUGUCUUGUCACUUCAUGCCCCCCUCUGCCGUGCUCACGUGCUGGGCCUGGGCAGAAAGGCAACCGAGGAAAUCCAUUAAAGCAAACCAAGACGACCUUUGCAGCUUAACACAAUGAUUCCCUAAUAAAUCAUGUUUCCAAGGCAGAGCCACUUAUUCUGCCAGGCCAUGAAUUCCCAUCUGGGUCUAGCACUUUGGGUCCGCUCAAGCUUUGUGCCGUGGCUCCCUGGGGCACAGUACAGGAUGGCGGACUCCCCUCGCCUGGUCUGUAGACCCCAGCCUUUGGAAGUGCACGUGGUGGCUCCUUGCCAUCCAUCAGAUGCUCCGGGGGCAGGACCUGCUCUGGCACCCCAGCAGGUUCAGGCAGGAACUUGGCACACAGGAGCUGGUCUCAGGCGGUCCAGCCUGGCUCUGCGGCAGAAAACAAUUUGUCACACGAACUGUCAGCAAACAACAAUGGUGGACUUCCCUGGAGGCGGAGCCCUAAACCCUGCAAGAGCCUCAUGGGAAGUCACGACUUCUCCGUGCCUGUCCCUGUCAGCACACAGAUCUGCCGGCUGGUUUCCAUAAGCACUUGGUCAGAGCACACGAAGGUCUUUCAUCAUCUGCUCCACGAAGUCCCUUGGUGACCUGGAACCCAGCUGCUGCUGUCUGAGGAAGGAAGACAACACAGGGGCAAACACAGCAAGCUGGAAAAUAUUUACAUCCUUCUCAACUGACCAACAGAGCAGAGGUGGCCUAUGAUUUAUGAUCCUUUCCAGUGAGCCAAAUUAUAAGCCAAGCAAGCAUCUUCCUGUCUCAAGUCACUAAUAGGGAAUAUUUCUACUGUGUAUGAUACCAACCUGGGGACCCAAGAGAUGGCUGCUGACUUUAAGAAGCCCAUAUUUAAUGCCAUGAAUGAGUGGCAGGAAGCCGGGUCUGGAGUCCCAAAGACCUGUCGGCUCUGCUGCACCUGCGCUGGGUCGCUGUGCACAAAUAAUUUACCUUCUUCCAACAUCCUCUUCAUCUGUUUGGGGGUCAUAUACCUACUUGACAGUUUUGCUCUGACAACCAAAUUAGCUAAUGGCUGGAAAAGCACCUGAACACUGUAAGAUUCUUUCCACGUGUCAGGAUCCUUGUUGUGUUUGUAAAAUGCAGUUCCUUCAACUUAGGUAUUUCACUGACGGUUGUCCUGGAAUGCACUCUGCCAUAAGGACUCAUUGAUUUACCAUUCUGCAUAGCUUCCAUCCAAGAUGGGUGAUGAGGGGAUGAUAGGAUGAUGGUUUUAAAAAAUCAUUGUAGUAGUUAUCUUGAUAUUAUAGAGCUCCUGAAAAAGCUUGGGCUAGGAUGGAGUUCCCAACCUGCACAAAAAGUUGUAUGCAUGUGAACUCUUUCCUAGGGAGAAGGAACAUGGAUUUCAUCAGAUUUGCAAAUAAGACUGGUAGACAAGCACCCUAGUAGCCAAGCACCCCAGUCUAGGCAGAAAGGACUCUGUCUUGAAACUCAGAGACGGACUCUGCCUCCAACUUGCUGGUGACUUUAAGGCUGUCCCUUGGCCUCUAUCCGCCCCAGCUCCUUAUCUGUAAAAUGGGUGUGGCACAGCCUUCCAGUUGCGAGUUCCUACUGAGGGGCAGGCUCUGGCCAGACGGGAAGCUUCCACACCCAGCCUUCUUGCUUCCAGAGUCAGUGAAGAGCUCUUCUUCUCUCAGCUUGUGUCCAUGAGUUACGCCCAACUGACCACAGCACCCCAAAGUGCCCAGGCAUGCAGCCUCAUCUCAGCUCCUUUUGCUCUGCAGUUAAAGGGCAUCGCAGCCCAGUUGCUGUGCUUGGACCCAGAGAGUCUUCUUCCUCUGACACCAUUUCCCUGUAAACUGCAUGGCUGUGAGGCCCACUUACACUGGCAGCCAGGGGCCUGACAGUGACCUGUGAAAUCUCAGCAUCACCCAGGAAGAUGCAGUGAAACUCCAGCUGUUGAGCAGGGAAACGUCAGUGAGCCACAUGUUUUCUUGCCCUGGCUGCUGUGAGACAGCAGGUGGUGCCCGGAAGUCAGGCCUGGUGGAUGGAGUUGGCCAUGGGUGUCUCAGAUCUCCGCAGAACCUGGGGCAGUGGUCAGUGCUGGGUGAGCAACAGGCAGGCCCCACAUCACAUUACAGACUUUAGAGAGUUUCCAGUCCACAGUGGUUACUGGCAGCCCUUGGGCCAGAUUUGGCCCACAAAUGUAUCAUGUUUGGCUUACCUUUAAUUUUUUUCUAAUUGUGAAUGCGCUCUGUGCCACUGAGCUGGAUACUUAAAAAUGAUUAAGAAGGUACGUUUCUCUAAAACCCUAAAAUGUAUUUUCUUAAUCAUUUUUAAGUAUCCAUUUCAGUGGCACAGAGUGCAUUCACAUUGUGGUGCAACCAUCACCGUCAUCCAUCUCCAGAACCUUUUCAUCUUGCAAAAUUAGAAACACCAUAUUCAUGAAAGACUCACUCCCCAUUUCCUUGUCCCACAGCCACUGGCACCCACCCUUCUACUUUCUGUCUCUAUGAAUUUGACCACCCUAGGACCUCGUGUGAGUGGAAUCAUACGGUCUUUGUCCUGUCAUGACUGGUUUAUUUCACUUAGCACAAUGUUUUCGAGGUUCAUGUGGCAGCAUGUGUCAGAGUUUCCUUCCUUUUUAAGGCUGAAUAAUAUUCUGAUGUGUGGAUGGACCACAUUUUGUUUAUCAUUCACGCAUUGAGGGACCUUUGGGUGGCUUCCACCUUUUUGGCUAUUGUGAAUAUUGCUCCUAUGAACACAGGUGUACAAAUACCUAUGUUGCAUUUUUAAAUAUUGGAGUUAGCAAGUGACAUUUAAAAACCAAGAGAUUUCAUAUACAAAUCUGGAUUUCCGGCUUCUCUUGGAAAAUCAGUGUAUCUGACAGCAUUGGACUUUGAUCUGCCUGGCCACAGUCAGAGAUGAAUGAAGCCAGCUCGCUCCCUCCCGCACUGAGAGGCACCCCACCCAGUGGAUUGCAGGGCCCCCACUCCUUUCCCCUCCACUCACUGCAAAACCUGCCUGGUUUCCACAGGCUGUGGCUUGGUGACACCUCGCCUGCUCAGCACCCUCAUGUUAUGGGUGAAGGUUCAGAGGCCCAGGGAGGAAGGGUGGCUGGGGCCCAAGGUCUCACAGGCCAGGAAGUGAUACAACCGCUGAAAUGCAGGAAGGGCCUGCAACUGGGCAUUGCAAAGCCUUGAUUCUACUUCCAGCUCUGCCACCUGCUUGUCCCACGUCCCUGGGACAAAGCACUUAAACUUUCUGAACCUAAGUUUCCUCUUUGGAGGAAAAUGGGAGAAAUGGCACCUUCUGUUGCAGCCUCGUGAAGUAUUGUGAAGACAGAAGGAGAUGCUGUGUAUUGACCAUUGAAUGCAGUUGGGAUGGGAAGGGGUGUUACUAAGAGCACAGGCCAUGUCAGGCAACCUAGCAUCUGGGGGUCUGUUUUCCCAUUUGCAAGACAGGAAAAGGGGCCACACCUUUCCCCACUGGGCUAUUCCAAGGAUUAACUGAGGCAGGGAAAGAAAAUAAAAGCAUCCGGCAGAGGGCUUGGCACCCAGCAGACGCUUCACAAAUGCUACUUCUUAACAAGUAAGGUCAUGUCCAAGGGUUCCAAAUCCUCUUCCUGCAGGACACAACCCAGGAAGAGAUGUAACAUCAUGGGAACGACCAGCUUCAGAGUCUGUUGGCCUGGUUUCAAAACCUAAGCUUGACGCGUUAGCCACUGAGGGCACUGGGCAGGUGAGCCCAUCUCUCUGAUCUGCAAACUCUUCCAUUGUUUAGUGGGGAAAAUAUCACUGUCCUUGACAGCACAGGGGGAAAUGAGAAACGGAAGGUGCUUUGCACAUAGUAGACAUUAAAUGAAGUCUAAUUCCUUUCCUUGCCUUUCCCAGCAGAAAUCUGUUUUCUAGGUUAAAAAGAUGGCAUGUUUUCCAAGUAUCUUCAAAAAAGGGAACAAGGAAAAGUGUGGUUUCCAGCUUCCCACUGAGGUUUGUCAGUCACCAGUUUUCAUUCACUCAUUCAGGGAACAAGCAUUGAUUGAGCACCACUAAGUGCCAGGCACCACAAUAGGCCCUGGGGUUCUGGGAGAGAACAGAGUGGACCACAUUGCUGCCCUGGUGGGUGGGCUUCUGCGUAAUCGGUCAGUCGCUCCAUGAGUUCUCAUUAAGGGCCUCUUCUGAGCUGCCUUUCCAAGGGCCCUGGCUUUACCUGGAAGGCUCAUCUGUUGCUGUCUGUGUGAUUCUGGCAUAUCUGGACCCCACCCACUUCUCUGCCAGUACCAGAGAAUAUACCUGUCUUGGGCCCCGACCUUUAGGCAGCAUGGUGAUCCUGCCCACCUGAGCUGCUUCUGUUAUCCCCUCAGUCCUUUCCAGGGUCCCUGGGCAAGGCCAGUGAAGCACUCCUGUGGUGAACAGUCCAUCCCACUGCACACAGGGCACCCUGUGGGCCAGGUGUGGGCCCCAGAGAGCCUUGCCUCUUAGUUUACCUUUAGACUUUGAAUGAAAUGGGAAUGUGGAUGGAAAGCCCUUUGUAAACUCUUAAGAUCUACAUGUAUAUACAGGAUUGGCGUUAUUUGACUUUCUUCUAGAGAGAUAACAGAGACCACCCGAUGUAGGAGAAACAGGUUGGGGUUUAGGACCAGAAUAGCUAGCCUGCAAUCUGGGUUCUGCAACUUAUUGGCUCCGAGACUAGGGAAAGUGGCCUCCCCUCCUCAGUUUACUUGCUGGACAAAUGGAGAUAAUAAGAUACCCAUCUCGGCACCUACUGUGCGCAGUAAUGGAAAAACUGGAUGGCAAGGCAUUUUGCAGGCUUACAUGUUGUGCGUAUACUUUACUCAUGUCAUUAAUUUAAUGCACAUUUAUUAUACACCUACUGUGUGCCAUUAUGAAUGAGGUGAUCUGUCAUAUGACAAUUUGGAAGAAAGUCCACAGGCUAAGGAAGAGAAGAAAUACUCGUCAGAUGGUUGUACUGCACAUUCAUAGAUUAUGAUUAGCAACAGCCAGCAAGUUGGCAUAGCAACGUUUCCCCAUGAACUGCUAGGCACUGUUCUUAAAAUAGGUAUGUCGGAGGUGUGGCGGCAGCGAGGACACGCUGAGGUAGUGUGGUUUGAUUGCUCUGCAGACCAAUGUGGGCUGUGUGCUCAGAGUGGCCCUGCCAUUGCCCUUCCCAGGCAAGCCAGCAGGGCAGUGAUUAAGGUGACAGAUCUGGAAACAUCCAUUGUUGGAGAUGGAGACAGGCUCAGACUUCAUCUAGUGUAAGCAUCCUUCUCCUCCCCAUUUUACAGGUGAGGAAACUGGUUCCCAGAUGAGGUUAACUGACAUCUGCGGUCCAGUGACAAAGCCACUUGACUGCAAAUGGGACUGAACCUGGUUUGGAUGUCAUUAUGCAGUAUUCUCCAACUGUGCCAUGGGGCAGGCUCUUCUGAUUCAGAAUUUUAGGUCUUGGUCUGAUGCAAUUAAUUUUCUAUUGGGUUACAAUCUAUAUGGCAUCAUCUAGCAAUAGAUAUUAGUUUAAGGAAUUCUUUCAUUUUGUGUGGAAUUCAUGCCUGCAUUUCACCCUGGGGAAGCCCUGAAUCCCAGGAUAUCUUGGAAACUCACCUACUUUGUGGCUAGACUUACAUGAUUGAGCUUUAAAUCCACCCUUCCAUAGCCUUCCUUACCUAGUUUCUCAGUGUGAAAUCAAGCAUCAAAGCUGAUCAAAAAUAAAAAAUUUUGAAUUGCUUUGGAAUGAGAUUAUUAUAUGAGUUUAGUUGCCCAUCAUUGCAGAGAACAGGGAACCCAAGUCCUUUUACAGCUGAGGUCCUUUCCAUUUGUUUUACUCAGGAAUUUAUUGAGUAAACUUUUAUAAACUUGAGAGGGGCUUUUCACCUUCAGGCUGGUGAGCUUCUUUUAAGAGAUUCACAGCUCCCCUUUGGUUCCAGGGUGAAAUUCUACGUCUGAAAUGUGAAACCUUCUGAGAACUCAGCCAACUUCUGAGAAUAGGGUGCUAGACAUUUCUGACAUAUUUUAGACACAACCUUUUUUUCUCUGUUGAGAUAGUGCCAGGCAGUGGGAAGGGCUCUGGGCUGGGAGUCCAGGCAGGGUAAGAGGGGCUGCAGCCCUGCCACUUACCCCCUCCAGGUCAUUUGAAGGAUGUAAAGACCACAUUCCGUACUGAUGAUUCUUCACCCUGGUUGCAUGUUGGACUCACUUGCAGAGAUUUUUAAAAAACUGACGCCCAAGCCUCACUCCAGGCCACUGAAAUCAAGUUGUACUGGGUGGGGCCCUGGGCAGAGAUCUAUUUGAAAAGCUCCCCAGUGAUUCUAAUGGGCAGCUGGGGGAGAACCAUGGGAAUACAGUCACAUAGUCUCUUUCCACUCCCCCAUUCCCUGUGCUAAUUAAGUUCUAAAAUGCUACUGUGGGUUUCUUCUGUGUUAGACUCAUAUUUAUUUAUGCUGCUAGCUAGGAAAGAAAUGUGUCCUCAGAGUCUACAGGAGGAAACUUCUCAUCUUUGGAGUAUUUUUGACCAUGAGUUGGCUUUGUAACUCUACCCUCAGGGGGCCUUUUAAACAGCUGGUGGUUCUUACAGAAAUGAAAUGCAUGAUGUGUUACUGCUUUGAGCUCCACUGUGGCAGAGCCUGGAGCUGAGCUCUUGGUGACUGGUCACUGCACAAUUCCAUGAAAGUUCAGAUAAUAUAAUUGGGUGGUACAAUAGACACACUAAAUGAAUCUCUUGGGUGCAGUUGUUUGCAUCCUAAACUCCAGAAUAUCCAGAAAGAGAUAUUCUAUGAUAGAUAUAUCUGCCAGUUGGGUAAGCAAACAAAAGUAGAUUUGUCUUCAGCAUGUGCACCAAUGGCCAACUGCAUUCCUACCUGGCUUUGAAAUAAAUUAUUGGAAGUUCUCUGGUGCCUUAAGGUGGUGUAGAAGGAAAAGAUCCCUGGGGUUUGUUAAUGUAUUUAGUCCUCUUCUCUUCUCUGUGUUACGGGAAUUUCUAAGAACAGAUAAUUUGUACCUUGGACCUAAAACCGCUUUCAAGAACUCAGUAGACUUGGGAUUGAAGGAUUGGGUUUUCUCUUUCCUGUGUGAACUUCCCUAAAUCCUACUCUGACUUCUGCAUCCUUAGUGUAAAUGUAAUGUAUUGAGUAAUGGAAAGACUAAUGGAAGAACUGAUAGCUCAAAAAUGAGUUUUUUCCAACACCAUUUUUUUUUUGUCUGUGAAAACACCAGCAGGCUGUGUCCAAGCAUGGGCUGAUGAUCCCUUUAUGUGAUGGUAGAACAGGGGAAGAGAGAGACAAAUUAAUGGGAUUGUUAAAAAUGGCUGAAAACCUGAUAUCAACUUUGAGUCAGUAUUUUCUUUUUAAAGUAAUAUAAUACAUUAUUUAUAAAUAGGACAUUGAAAGUGAUGGGGGAAAUAAAUGUCUAUGCAGUGACUUUAUAAUCAUUAAUUAUUUAAUGGACAAGGACAAGAUCUGCACCUAACAGAAGUAGGAGAGUGAGUUAUGGGGCCAGACACACGACGGCUCUGCCACCGACUAACUGUGCAAGCUUGGACAGGGUACCUACCUCUCUUAGCCUCAAAGUCCUCCAUGGAAAUAGUGGGUAAGGUGUGAAGAUUAAAGAAAUAGCACGUUUCUUAAAGCACUCAGCAUGUCAGCGGAUGUUGGGAGCCUUCCCUCACCCCUUUGAAAAUGGGCUCUGCACAAACACAUUUUGGUGGGAGGCUGGGGCCUAUCCUACCAACCUGAGUUGGGGGAAUAAGAUGAUCUCUUCCACAGUUCGGGUUUGCACAACCAGCUUUUGCAGGUAAGGCAGGGAAGAGGCGUGAGUGUCAUUGGCAGAGCGAUAAGCAAGGCUGGCAAGUUCACUUAGGUAGAACCUCUGUGGGCUCCUUAGUUUUUCCAGGUUGAAUCCUGGGCAGAAAUCACAUGAAAGCUGUGAAGCACAGACAUCAGUUUAGAAACUGUGUACUUUCCUGCUGAAUCCCAAAUGCACAAUAACUGUACACCUUGCGGUUGCAUGAAUCUACAAGGUCUCCUAUGCACCCUCAUUCAUAAACUCAAGGCUGAGAAUUUUGGCAGGCCAAGUCCUGCCCCUCCCCGGAGUGAGCCGCCUUGGUUCACAUGGGAGUGGUCCAGAGACAGGACCAUACAUCUCCCCUCCGGAAGCUCUUCAGCAGGACCUGCCUCGGUUCCUGGGGCAGCUAUCCUCCGGGGCCCGCCUGCAGUGAAACCAUCAGUCCGUGGAGAUGUUCGCUGGAUUCCCGACCGGUUGUGGGUCGGGCUCAACCCUCCCUCUGGGUUUUCAGGAUUUGUAAUGAUCGCUCCCUUUGUGUAAAAUAGGCCGGCAUUUUCUCUUGUUACUGAGAUGUAUUUUUCUAUGUUAGUUAAAUGUAUAAUUUGUGUAAUUUUGUACAUUAAAAUGUAUGCUUUUUCACAAUUAAAGGGUUUUUUUUCCCUUUUGAA
Symphalangus syndactylus (siamang) is the source of this 17632-nucleotide messenger RNA. RefSeq names its product chromosome 16 C4orf50 homolog (gene C16H4orf50). Lineage: Eukaryota; Metazoa; Chordata; Mammalia; Primates; Hylobatidae. The record is from RefSeq and is a predicted model, not a curated record.